AUCUCUUUUCCGCUUCUCCUCAACUCCCUUCCCUUCCACUCUCUCCCCUGAUCCGCCAAUUGCCCCUCGCAAACCACCACCUCCGUCAAAUAUCGCCCCUCCCCGACAACCUAACCAUUAUGCUGACGCUUUCGACUGCUGCUGGCGUGCUGUCAAGGCCUCCGGGAGUGUGGUCAAUUCCUGAGGGUUGAUUUGAUAGGCAUGCCUCCCACCAACGAAAAUUUUGGAGGCUUGCAUCAAUUCACCGACGCUGGCACUGCUAUGUCAAUACAUCAAGGCUCUUGAUCAAAGCUUCUGAUGACCUAACAGCUAUCAAAUAGCUUAUAUUUAUAUUUCGAGGAGAAGCUAACCACGCAUGCACACACACACACACACACACACAUACACACACACACAUAUUUACACUCAUAAUUAUUUUUUUCCUCAGAAAAAGUAUGUAUGCUGGCUUAAUUAAUCCUCCACCGACAUAUCAAUGGACGAACGUCUGUUUGCCAUAUUUCCGGUGCCUUUUGGAAGAGGACGAACAAUACGGUAUCAAUUGCAAUCCACGCCGCAUACCGUUUUCUUGACUCGCUGCCAUGCCACGUCACUUGCGUCUACAAUCUAUCAAUUCAAAACCGACGAAAGAGCCGCUCAAAGGUAUCAUAGCCGUGCGAACUGCAAAUGGGUGACUCGCAAGGGGAACUGCGCGAUUGUUUGUAGAACAGGUCAAAAAAGAAAGAAUAAAAUGUAAUAACUAAAGUUUGAACAGUUGUCAUUACCAGGACCGGCUUCCCCCCCCCCCCCGAAGAUUGACAUUUUCUUCGCCAAUUGAUGGAUAGAACACACAUGUGGGCGGGGAAUUUCGGCCGGGCGACUCGGGACUUGGGUGUCGACCGUUCGGUGUCACUCAGGUGAUCAAAUAACUGCAGAAACGGUAUCCCCCCAUUUUGUUAACGUAUCAAUUUUAGAAUUUUUGGAUGCUUCAACGACCGAACCAACCUGUCAUUGAUGACUACGGUAUUUUAGCGAGUUCGUCAAUCACACAUACCAGACUCGUUGCACGCCUAUCUUAACGCCCGGUUAUCGCAGAGGAGUAUCGCCAAUCACGUGGAUUUGCCGUAUUUCUAUCCGGGGUCUUGGUGCAUAACGUGUGCCCGAACCCCACGGUUUCAAGAGGACAACCCGGACAUAUCGAAAAGGUCUAUCGCACGUCGCAACAUCUAUCUGUCAUGCCAUCCGCGCUAUCAAAUUCUGCUCCCCCCAGACCCGAUUCCCGAAGUAUGGGAAUAGUGGUUUCAUUGUGCAAGCGAAAAAAAAAAGAAAAAGAAAAAAAGCGGGUACGAUCGGAUCUGUUUGAGGAUAACUUCUUCUCCUUCCUUUCUUCUUUCUAGAAGCCAAAGUCCUGACAUAAGAUCGCCCUCUGUCUUAAGCGGCCCAAAGAACGCCAGGACGCACACCUAACAAAAGUGAGAUUGAUGGUUUCAUGACUGAAUUUGUCCCUCUGUAACAGUCCCCCUAGUGGAUGGUUCCAGGGGUAAAGACGCAGGCCAUAGAUUCGCGAAAACACCCACAGCACUUUUGGAUACGACUGCUACCGCUAGUUUCAGCUUGUCGAUAUCUCUGGGGGCUUGGUAGCGAAUGCUCUUCGCAGCGGUGAGGAGACGAGACGAUGAGCAAGUACCGGUAGGUGGAGGUGUGGAGCUGGUAGUGCAAAUCACAAUGCAUUGAGAUGCAAGUUCAGUGUUUGAUCUGGUUACCCAGACGCGUAUACCCGACUUUGUUACGCCAUGGCGGUCUAUCGGAUUAUAGAACUGAGCAGGUACCUGUAUAAGGCUCUGGGGACUGUGAUAGGACACGGGGCAGAUGUGGUGGAUCGCCAGGCGGAAGACUUUUUCUUUAGUAUCGGUGCUUGAGAUAGGGGAUCGGUUCUCUGGAAUGACUAUAAAUGUGAAUUGCCAGAUAUGCCAUUAAGCGGCCUAGCUUUCGAGGAAUUCCCGGGACGGAAUCAGAUAUGUUUAUCUGACAAUUGGAAGCUAGUGCAUACUGCGUACCUCAUUCCCUCUCGAUAUGCUUGUGCUCAUAUGGCCUUGGCUCCCAAAAGAAAAAAGUAUGAAGAUUCGGCAUGCAUGGUAUUCCCAUGACGGUGUAACAAGGUGACGAAGACAAACCAGAAAGGAGGGGGCCGGUGACAGGUCUUAGUCAUUGGAUUUGGAUUUUUCGAGGCACCGGGUGUUUCAUGUUGUUGGUCGGCCAUUGGACUGUGGACCCCUAGAAGAACCACCGUUGCCACCGCCGAGUGAGAAGACUGGACGAUUUAAGGUUAUACAGCAGCGAUGUCCCUGCUUGACGGGGCAAGGCACUGCUUAUUCGCUUUUGGGAAUAUUUGAAACGCCCGUUUGAGAUGGCUUGGUCUGUAAACGAUUCUGGACGUUAACCCCAGAGCGGAUGCCAGGGCCGCGAAGAAUACUCCAAGGGGUUGAGUGAAACGUGAUAUAGCUUCAUCGUAUAGGUUCCUGGGCAAAAGCAUCUACUGGAAAGAAGCUAGCUCUUCUGGACAUUUCCACUAAAGCGGCUUGCAUUUAUGCUGGAGAAGCAUCUCGGGUUGCACGGUGGGGUCGGGAGAGCGGAGCAUAGUCUAAGUGAGAGGUGAGCAAUAAUUAGACCAGCCCUUACUUCUUCUAAACUGGGACACCCAUGUCCAGCUGUGGCUAUAACACGCACCGGGGUUCUGGGCAAGUCUGUCGAACUUCUUCUAAUUGGCUCCAAGGCCUUUCCACCCGCCCAGAGAACAGUACAGGUAUUUGCUCCAGCCACGGCGCCAAGAGUUCGACAGACUUUGCGCACACCAUAGCACUUGUUUUUCUCUCCAUGUUCUAUCUACUCUAGGAAACUAUUGCAUUUGGUGUAAGCAAAAGUGGGUGUAAGAAUGUUGAAUAUAUUGUGCUUCGCUCUCUCCGCACGAGAUAUUAGCUUGUUUUCGCUUAUGCCUGGGAUGGCACUGGAGUUGCGUCUCGGCCGUCUUUCGCAACAAGAGGCAAGAUGGUGAUACCGUGACAACUCUGCUCUCUCAUCACGGAAGGACACGAGCUAAUUGAAAGCUGACUGAGGAUCUGCGAUGCCGCGCACUGUUCGCUUGAGGGGAGCAAUAAGCUGUUUUCCCUUUCUUGGCGAUUUGGCCUUUUCCUCUGAAAAGCGAGCAGAAUCGGAAACGACACCGUCACACCAAAUACUGCUUUCAGCGAAGUCACCGUUGAACCUCGCAUGGGGUACGAUACUUUGCACCUCUAGUCUUUGCUAUGACAUAUGCAGGCCCCGCCCUUUCUUGCGCCGUCAACCAGGGGCUUGCAGGAAGGCAUCUCCAACGGCUCGGAUAUCGCUGGAAGGAAAGGGGAAAAAACAUUAGUCGCGCUUACACUACCUGUUUCGCUGAUACCGCCGUUGGCCCGCGAUGGACAAAGAGACCCACGCCAUAAGGAGGGGAAAAAAAAAGAGACCACAUUCCUAAUACUUCAAAGUCCUCUACCGACGGGCUACUGACAUAAUGUACCGUACUCUAAGUCAAGUGGCAAUGUGAUCAGGGGAUGUCGGCACCAGUAGUGAAUGGCAAAUAGCGUAAGUGAAGGGGCGGGGAAAACAGAUGGGGAAGGAGUGGGGGGAGGAAGUGGUCUGUACUGGUACGAGAGCUUAUGAGGAGCAAACCCUACCAGAAUAAUGGAUUACGGUACUGGUACUCACUUGUCAAACAAAGAUUCAAUGCAAUACCAGUACUGGAUUCUGGACGGUUCGCUCGGAUGGAGUCAAAAUCUGAUAACCGGAGGAUUACGUCGAGGGUUGGCUCACGCACCGGUACCACAACGAUUCCUGAAACAGUGCGCACGGGGCUUCCCCUCUCGUCCGAGAGAAACCGAGGUUUUGGGAUCACGGCCGAUGAGCCCUGCCUAGCUAGGCAAUUGGGAGCAAAUGGCCUGAAGGUGAGAACAAAUAAAACUCAAAAACGAUGGAAGAAAGAAAAGUAGCCAGACUAGGAAGUCUAGAUCGAAUAGUAGCCAUCUUUUUUUUUUUCUAAUUUGAAUUUUGAACAAAGAAUAGUAGCAAGGGAACAGACUAAUUAUGGGCUAGAAAACGGUCUGUUGGAUUUAUCGAUUUCUCUCUACCGUUCUUUUAUUGCAUAUCAAUGCGAACAUUUCUUACCAUAUUUGGGCCGCUCAUAUAUUUAUUUAUUUACGGUAACAGUGCGGCAGUCUUCCGGUAUCAGGCUAUUCUUGGUGGAAGUUGGUUUGGUAAGCCUGAUUGGGUAACUCAGGGAGACUACCGGUAUGGUAGUCCCAUCCAGCCCCUGAUCCGAAAAAGCCUGUGGUCCGUCGGGUUGGGAUCGUCGGGUUCGCUGUUAAUAAUAAUAAUCGGCAAGGCUAGGC
Molecule: messenger RNA, 4397 nt
Organism: Tuber aestivum (summer truffle)
Lineage: Eukaryota; Fungi; Ascomycota; Pezizomycetes; Pezizales; Tuberaceae
Source: the annotation of a GenBank genome assembly